Necator americanus (New World hookworm) is the source of this 423-nucleotide messenger RNA. RefSeq lists its product as uncharacterized. The record is from RefSeq and is a predicted model, not a curated record. The transcript is spliced from 2 exons. The coding region runs from base 1 to 423 and encodes 140 amino acids. NCBI's taxonomy places the organism in Eukaryota, Metazoa, Nematoda, Chromadorea, Rhabditida, Ancylostomatidae.
AUGGCGAUCUGCGGGUAUAACGCAAGUACGCUUGCAUCGGAAGCGGCCAUCGAAGAUGUGAUAAUGCAAGCCCACAAGAUUAAUAGAGGUGUUGGUGGAGUUCGGGUCGUGGUCAACACGAGUAUGGCAGAGAACAUCAACUCUUUCGAACAACUUACCAUAUCGACGUCUGCGGAUGAGAAGAUGUGGUCCAACCCCAACUUUGACUAUCUUCGUCGCUUACGCUCCAACAUCAAGCUACGGAGGAGAAGAAGUCGAAGCUUUUUAAUGGACCCGGAGAAAUUCUGCCUAGAAGUUCAUGCCUUCUACAAAGUGAUAAUUGGCGAUUUUAACGCCAAGGUUGGCCCAAGAAGAACGCCUGAGGAUUUUCACAUCGGGGUCCACGGCCUACAAUGGAAUGAACAGGAGGAGAGACUCUCCUAG